AUGGCAAAAAAUAUUGGCGAUGCGAUCGUAUUGAUCUUAUACAUUGGCAUGCAUUAUGGCUAUAUGCUCUCUAGUAAUUACAUGGGUCAAAAAAUAAUAGAUUAUAGCAACGGUAUAUUUAAGAAGAUAUGCAACACUCGGUGGUAUGAGGCUCCCCUGAACAUACAAAAAUGCCUCAUGAUAAUUACAUACCGAAGUAUAAAGACUUGCAGAAUAACAAUUUGCUUUGGUCUAUUCUUGCCGUCUUUGGAAGGCUUCGCUAAGCUUACCAGCACGUCAUUAUCAUACUUUAUGGUCAUUUAUUCUGUAAACAGAUAA
Messenger RNA from Wasmannia auropunctata (little fire ant), 318 nucleotides. RefSeq lists its product as uncharacterized. NCBI's taxonomy places the organism in Eukaryota, Metazoa, Arthropoda, Insecta, Hymenoptera, Formicidae. The transcript has 3 exons. Gene Ontology annotation, molecular function: odorant binding; olfactory receptor activity. Gene Ontology annotation, biological process: detection of chemical stimulus involved in sensory perception of smell; sensory perception of smell. The coding region runs from base 1 to 318 and encodes 105 amino acids. Gene Ontology annotation, cellular component: plasma membrane. The record is from RefSeq and is a predicted model, not a curated record.